UUAUGAUUUGGUAGAUAUAAAAAUUACAAAAAUCCUAAUUAACCUAAAAAAAAAUCCCAAUUUCUUGAAUUGUCUGCUGUUGCCCUAGGUCACCAAACAAUAUCAUCUUCAACCUCUCUUCCUCGUAUCGUCAUCCUCCCACAACAGGGCUUUUGUGCUUCGAGACAGUGAAAUGGGAAUGGAAGAGGUGGGAGAAAUAGGAUCAUUACAUUCCCAAAUUUGGGAGCAAAUUGAGCUUGCUGAAAGCUACCUUGUUUGUUCCUUGUAUGAAGAAGCAGCUUCAUUAGCUUCUUCUAUUCUGAACCAACUUUCUACAAUUGUAACUGGGCAUGAUGAUGAUGAUGAUGGUGUUGAACUUCAUGACAUGUUAGAAUCAGCUGGAAUGGUCCUUGUCCAGUCCUUGAAUGAGCUUGGCAGGGUAUCAGAAAUUCUGAAUGAGCUCAAACAAUCAUUUUCUUCAGUUGGAGCCAUUCCCCUUCAAGUUCUUCUUGCUGGGGCAUGUUUCCAGAUAUCACAAAGUCCUUCGAGUGUUCGGAAUUUUCUUGAAGAGUUUCUUAGUAAGUGGAGAUUUGUGGAUGACGAUUACUAUGUUCUUGCUAAUGAUGAAACUAGUGUUGAUUAUGUAAAAGGAUGCAGUGGGCGCUUUAGGUUGAGUGUUGAUGAUUAUCUUGAUGUUGUUGAGGUCUAUGUUAUGAAGGUUCUUGCAACCACUUUAAAUGAUUUAGACCUUGCAAUCCACUGGGUUGAGAAAGCCGAGCUACCGAAAGACAGACGACAGGGACUUCUAAGAAGAUUACACUCUCUACAUUCUGCGAGAGCAACAACAACUUCGUCAAGAAGAUCCUCAGCUUUGUCGGGAGAUAACCCGAAAAAACAGAUAAACAUUCCUAAUGGAUCGCCACAAGUGUCAGACAACAAUUACCCUCUAAACGAUGAUAAAAUUGGAAAACAAUCAGUAAUAAGAUUUUCCAAAGGAGUGACCCCGUACGACUGGUGGUACCGCACCUUAAAUCUAAAGCUCGGUAACAUUCAGAUAGCCAUAUCAAACAAGAAGGUUGCAUUUGGCUGUUUAAUCGUGCUUGUGUAUUGGAUUUUAAGACGAAAACAAGCUAGGCUAAAAGGGAUUAUUAAGAGACAAGCUUUGAACAUAAAGAAGGGUGUUGUAGACUUGUGGCAACUUGCAUUUUCUUACCAAGUGAAUCCUUUAGCUGCUAUGCAGUCUCCUCCUGCGCCAUUGCGUGGAGCUCAAAGAUGAAGUGCUACAGAAGAAUGAUUCAAUGGAACUUCUCUUUCCUUGUUUCUGAUCUAUGAAUUUGUGAUGCUUACAUUUCACUGUAUCUCGAAUCAGAAUAAUCAAUUGGUGAAAUAAAUGAGUUUAAAAUAUAAAAUAAUUAAAAA
Molecule: messenger RNA, 1398 nt
Organism: Cannabis sativa
Lineage: Eukaryota; Viridiplantae; Streptophyta; Magnoliopsida; Rosales; Cannabaceae
Product: protein APEM9
Exons: 7
Coding region: 173-1255 (360 amino acids)
Biological process (GO): peroxisomal membrane transport
Source: RefSeq, a predicted model, not a curated record